AAAGGGAGGCUGUGAAUGUGCUUAGGAGUGAGGAAGGGAAACUCACACAGGAUUUUCACGUACAGCAGUCAGAAACAUGGAACGGACACUCAGAAUUAAUCAGGGGAAUAGCUCUCUGUGAAUAAAUCUGUAAAGAAGAUAUUGAAUAUAUUUGGCAAUGGAUAAUCCGUGUGAUGUCACAACAUGAAUUGCAGCCAUUAUCAGACUCUUAUACAUCGGAACAGUUGCAUUAUAGGCAUCUUCUUGAGAAUGUUUUAAUAAAUGCAAUCAUGCCACACAAACAUGAAAGCAAGAGAGGAAGUAUUUUUACCUCUUCCCUAAAGAUGGACCGACAGAACAGUACAAGUAAAAAAAAUAAAAAAAAUAAAAAUUUUCGUGCCAUCUCAAAGUCUCUGAUACUCUGCAAUGCCAAGAACAGUGAUGAAGGUUCAAGCCUGGAAGAAAAAUACACAGAAAUUAAAGACUGUUCACAUUCCAAUAUGCAACAUACAAAAUCACUGGAAGAAGAUAGUUCCAAACACUCAAAUGCUAUCCCUGAUGCCAUCUUUAGAAAAUUAAUUCUGUCAAAGACGGCUUCAAGUGAUGAUACACCAUGCAAAGCUUCUAGUAAGGACACCAGUAUCUGGAGGCUCUGUAUAGCCACUGGAAAGGAAGGACUUGGCAUAGAAAUCCAAAAAUCAGUUAGCUGCACACUUCCCAAAGGCUUCACCAUCAGUCACCUAGUCAAGGGAGGAGCAGCUCAAAGAGACAGGCGUCUAGCACCAGGGGAUAAACUUCUAUCACUCAAUGGACACUCACUUAAAGAUCUCAAAAGCCAAGAUGUUGAGUCUCUCAUUCAGUCAUCAACAGGCCUUGUUGACUUAGUGGUGGUCCGGAAGUUUUCAAAUCUGGACACAUUUUUAGAAAACCAAUCUAUAGUUGAAGCCGGUCAACACUCACUGCAAUUAAAGGCUCCAUGUAUCAGAACACGAAGCAACUCCACAAGUGUCAACCCAUAUUGGAUUGGAGAAAUAGACCCUCCGCUAACUAAAAAGCCGACUCUCUGCAGUGAUAGUCAGCCAGCACAUCUCCGUUGUAACUGGAAAUCGCUGUCUCAGCAGCUGGACAAUUCUGUAGGAGUUCAGGGUGUAUCUCGAUCCUCACGUUCCCUGAGUUCAGCGCAGUUAUUGAACAUACGAAGCCCUUCACAGGCCUCUGUCAUUUCCAAUAUCAUUUUAAUGAAAGGUCAGGGCAAGGGUUUAGGAUUCAGUAUUGUUGGAGGAAAGGACAGCAUAUAUGGUCCAGUUGGCAUCUACGUGAAAACUAUUUUUCCAGGUGGAGCAGCUGCUGCUGAUGGAAGGUUACAAGAAGGGGAUGAAAUCCUGGAACUCAAUGGAGAGACAAUGCAUGGAUUAACACAUUAUGAUGCACUACAAAAAUUUAAGCAGGCAAAGAAAGGUGUGUUGACGCUCACAGUUCGUACUGGACUCAGCUCUCCAAACACAAAGUCUGGCUACUUCCCUCCGCAAAUGUUACGUUCACAGAGCUCCAGCACCUGUACAGUGAGAGAACAUAGCCCGCAGCAACCAGAAAACUCUACAUUCAUAUUCAGCUCUCAUAACCCUAAUGAUAGGGUGCUUAUGGAGGUGUCAUUACAUAAAGAGUCAGGAGUUGGUCUGGGGAUAGGACUGUGCAAUGUACCAAACUGUGGUGGGAUCUCUGGGAUAUUUAUCCAUACACUCUCGCCAGGCUCUGUGGCGCAUAUGGAUGGAAGGCUCAGGGGAGGUGAUGAGAUUGUUGAAAUAAAUGACAAUGCAGUCAGCAAUAAGAGUCUUAAUGAAGUAUAUGCUCUGUUAAGCCACUGCCAUCCUGGUCCUGUUACUAUCCUGGUUAGCAGACACCCCGAUCCUCAGGUAUCUGAACAGCAACUGGAUGAAGCUGUUGCUCAAGCUGUGGAAAGCAACAUACAUGAAAAGGAACAAAUUCAGUGGAGUGUUGAAGGUGAUAAAAAGAGGACAUCUUGUUACCAUGGGAAGUACCAGUGUGAAAGUUGCAUAGAGAAGCAUGCUGCAUAUCUGUAUUCCCAACGUAGAGAACAGAAGCAAAUGAUUCGAUCUAGCAGCGACAGCAAUUAUUACCCUAGGUCACUCUGCACCAAUAGUGACUCCUACCAAUCAUAUGAUUGGAAAGGCCGGGGGCAUAGUCUCAAUGUACCUAUUAGAAAUGAACCUUCUCAGCUGCACUACUCUACACCAAUCAAAUCAGAAAACCAUUCCCCUGUUAGCAGUGAAUCACUGAGCACAUCUCAUGUUCUCUGCAGGAAAUUCAAUUCCCAUUCUGGAGAGAUCUUGGUUAGGAAAUCAAGGACAACUAAACCAACCCCACCACCAAGAAAAUAUUAUAAAGAUGAAAGUGAUGAAGCAGGAAACAUAGUGCUAAAUGCAAGUCAACAAGUUACAGCCCCCACUGCAUAUGACAUAUCUUCUACAGUCCCCAGUGAUAGCUCGUACACAGAUACUGCCGAGCAGGAGCACAAGCAGACAGGAAAUCAUAUUUCAUCACAUCACAGACCACUGCUUAGAAGGCAAGCUUGUGUUGAUUAUAGCUCUGACUCAACAGCUGAAGACCCGUGGGUACGAAUUUCUGACUGUAUUAAGAACUUAUUUAGUCCUGUCAUAAGUGAAGACCACAGCCUAAUGGAUCUAGAUGGAAGCAUCACCAGCGGUGACAAAAGUUCAGCUCUCACUACUGCAGAAAGAGUCAGAACGCAGUCUGAAAGUGACGCUACCAGAAUCGAGGACAUGAGCAAUUUGAAAAAAGGUCCACCAGUAGCACCAAAACCAUCCUGGUUUCGGCAGAGUUUAAAGGGAUGUAAGAAUAUAAAAACAUUAGAUACAAAUAAUAUAGGAAAUUCAAAAGAGCUGAACAAUAACUUUAAACCACAAGUAUCAACUAGGACUUCGUCCAUUAGACAGAAAAUAAGUUCAUUUGAAACAUUUAGCACACCACAGCCAAGUGCCAGAUGUAAUGAGAGAUCUAAUGCCAGAUAUCCAGCACAACAAGCAAACCCUAUGAAAAAAGAAUCAGAAUGUUCUAAUGUCUAUUUCAAUAAAGUUACUCAGAGCAAAGUUGAAGACCUAGAAAAAGAGAAUAGCCAACUAAAAGAACACAUUGCUAAAUCAAAGGAGGAACUUCAACUGUUUACUCCUAAAUCUUUGCAGAAUCCUCAAACUCCCCCACCUAUGGAGAAUCACCAAGUGCAUCUUUCUAUAGAAAAAUCCCAAAUGCCAUUUGAUAAAGCACUUGAUGAAAAAGCACAGAUAAUUUCUCACUCCCCACCAAAGACAGAUUUUCUAAGUACACGAAGAAGCAGCAGUACCAGUAAUGAACCAUCAUUUUAUUCUUCAUGUUCUGAAAAUACAGAACAUUUACCAUUCAAAACACCAAGCCAAAGGUCUAAAAGCUUCCCAUUGUCAAACUCCAGUGCAUCAGAAUCUAUGAAGAACUUAAGUGAAAAUUGUAACAAGAUUUAUUCCAUUAGCAACCAAGUGUCUUCUGCCUUGAUGAAAUCGCUGCUAUUUUUUCCUCAGUCUCCGCAAUCCCAAGGCAGUGAUCCAUGGCAAAAUGAGAUAUCUGCAGUUGAUGAUGUGAUACUUGAUCCGUCUGCUGAAAGCCACUAUUUGGACUCGGGAUUCUCAGUGAAUCUCUCUGAACUAAAAGGCUAUGGAGCAAUGCAUCCAGUUAAAGAAAAAGAAGAGGAUGUCUCUGAACAUCAGCACUCCUUCUCGUCUGUAACCAGUAGUGGUCAGUCUGUCAUCUCUCUGCUGCCAAUGGAAGAAUUAACACAGCUGAUUGAGGAAGUGAAAGAGCUGGAUGAAGAUACCUUAAAGCAAUUUGAUGACAUCCAUGUAGUGGUCCUACACAAGGAGGAAGGUACUGGUCUCGGCUUUAGUCUUGCUGGAGGACUUGACCUUGAAAACAAAGCCGUCACUGUGCACAGGGUUUUCCCUAAUGGUCUGACUGCUCAAGAAGGAACCAUUCAAAAAGGAGAUAAAGUUCUGUCAAUUAAUGGAAAGUCACUGAAAGGCGUCACUCACAAUGAUGCACUGAACAUUCUGCGCCAGGCACGACACCCAAAGCAAGCUGUCAUAGUCAUAAAGAAAGAAAAAGAUGGUGAACAAAAUCUGGACCCCCUAGAUUGUACUUUUGCUGAUGAUCCUACAAAACCAAAUUCAGAGGAGGCAAAUUGCAUAAUAACAGUUACCCUUGAAAAAUCACUGGCUGGGCUUGGAUUCAGUCUGGAUGGAGGAAAGGGCUCUGUUCAUGGAGACAAACCUAUCAUCAUUAACAGAAUAUUCAAAGGUGUUUCAGAAAAGAACAAUGCUGUACAAUCUGGAGAUGAGAUACUGCAAUUAGCUAACAUCAGUUUGCAAGGUCUCACGCGGUUUGAAGCUUGGACUGCAAUUAAGUCUUUACCUAAUGGGCCUGUCCAAGCUAUAAUAAGGAGAAGUAUCGCGGACUGCAGUACACAACAGUAACAGGAACAUCCUAGUGAUAAAGCAGUGUAUUCUGCACGCUAUACUAUGCCAAAUAAAAUUCCUAUGUAUCAUCGUUUAAACAUUGGUCAUAAAAUAUCAGAUACAGCUGAGGUUUAGAAAAGCUAAGAAAGUUCCUUUUUAGAGAUGAAUGAGGUAACUUAUCUUGCAAUAAUUUUCACCCCUCAAAAAAAGGCUGUAAAAUAGUACUUUACAUUGUGCAGCUGCUUUCCUAAACAUUGCACAGUUUUAUGUUGUAUGUUUGCCCAGAUGAGAAGUAGGAAAAAUUAAAAAGAAACAAAAUUAUUUUUUCCAAUAUUAUUGUCCAGUGGCUCAACUAUGGUUGCCACUUUGGCUACGUUAACCUGGACAGUUAUGAGUUGCACAUGCUGCAGUUUGUGCAACGAGGAACAUGUAUUGUGCCUCUAGAAAGCACAUGAAUAGAGCUGUGGAAAGGGCUAGCCAUGUUCCUCCCUGCACACCCUGCAGCAUGUGUAACUCAUAACUGUCCAGGCUAAUAUGGCUGAGAAGGCAAUUCUAGGCUCAACACCAUUUUUUUUUUCUGGAAUUUUCACAGAAAGUAGAUAUUCAUAAAGUCUUACAAUAAUCUGUUUUUACAUCCAGUUUUACCCAAGGAAUCAUAGUGAAACAGGGUCCCUUGUAAUGUUAAUGCAAGUGUCCAGGCCACUAUAUACUUGAUCUUUUGAAAAUCUGCCUGAUAUUUUCUGUAGGAAAAAACAUGUUUGUACUUAGCAAAGUAGAAGAAAAGUUUAUGAACAGAUUUUGAGAUGCAGUUUCUAAUUUAUUUAUAUGGAGUAUAUAUUUAAACAGAGGGAGUAUAUGAAAUUUAGAAAUUUUGGUGUCAUGAUUGGCAAUGACCACUUGUGAGUUUAGCUAUUUUUAAUAUACAAUUACACUUGCAUAGAUGUUCAUUCAAUACAGUUGUAAUAAUAGGUGAUUAGUUCUAUUUUGGGGGGUAAUAUUAUGGCUCGAAUGGUUCAAUUUCAAUGUUCAGAAACAUCCUCUCAUUGUUCUAUUUUUUGGUAUUUUAGAUUUUCCACAACAAAAUUUGGAUUCAGUAUUAAGUAUGCUGAUCAAUUAUGUUAGCUUUCCUACUUUAAUAACACAUAGCUGUAGUAUAUAUAAUGCAGCAAGAUUAAAGGGAUACUGAACCCAAAUUUUUUCUUUUGUCAUUCAAAUAGAGCAUGCAAUUUUAAGCAACUUUCUAAUUUACUCCUAUUAUCAAAUUUUCUUCAUUCUCUUGGUAUCUUUAUUUGAAAAGCAAGAAUGUAAGUUUAGAUGUCGGCCCAUUUUUAGUGAACAACCUGGGUUGUUCUUGCUGAUUGGUGGAUAAAUUCACCCACCAAUAAACAAGUGCUGUCCAGGGUACUGAACCAAAAAUGGCUGGCUCCCUAGCUUAGAUGCCUUCUUUUUCAAAUAAAGAUAGCAAGAGAACGAAGAAAAAUUGAUAAUAGGAGUAAAAUUGCAUGCUCUAUCUGAAUCACGUAAGAAAAAAAGUGGGUUCAGUGUCCCUUUAAUAUAACUCUUCAAACAUUAUUUACAGCACUGGGCAAUAUUGACUAGCAGAAGAAUUUUCUAGUGAGAAUGAUGCAGAUAUCUUUAGGAGCCUAUUUAGUAAAGAAAGUUCUCUUCACACCAUAGUAUAUAUAUAUAAUUACUUUUUUUCAGAAGUGGUUUGCUUGGUAUUUCGGAACUGGACUGAUCUAUAUAGGCAUGAUCAGACUGAUAUACUUCAGGAAAGUUCUCCUCUGUGAAAGCACAAUUGGGCAAAAAAUUGGCUGUUGCUUGGUGGCAAUUAGCCAGAGAACAAGUUAUUGUUCAUUCAUGGUUGAGCGCUUCUACUUGGCGUAAAAAUAUAUACUGUAUACUUUACUUCACUUAACAACAUUGAAUGUUUUAUCUUUAACUAUAAAACUCAUGUUUUUAUUUUGUUAAAUUUCACUAAUAUAUACAAUAUAGUAAAAUAAAAUAUUUCAUCUACAUACACAAAAAUGUUUACUCAGUUUAAUACCAUAUAUGCCUGUUUUAGUCUUCUGGUGAUAUUAUGCGCCUAUGACUAUACGCUGGGCUGAUUUGCAGCAAACAUGACACUCAUGCCAGUUUAAAGUGCUUACUAUUUUAACCUACGCAUAUAGAAAAUAUGUUACUAUAGGGUAAAUAUAAGUGAAAUUAAACAUAUAUGUUAUUUUAUUUUUUAAAUCAGAUCUGAAUAACUCGUACCUUGUUAUUGUUUUUUAUUUUGAGCUACAGCCUUAGACAUAUGAAGCACAAAGGAAUGUGAUUUCUGCCAAGGUUGCCAUUAUUGCAGAAAACAUGCAAAUAAUCUAAAUGCUAUGCAAUUUCAGUCUUGUAAAUAUUCCUAUUAAUUGUUUUUGUAUUUUAUUUGUGUAAAUAUGUUUUUUUCAAAAUGCUUUUUAAUUAAAAAUAAUGUUCUUUCCCUUUA
Bombina bombina (fire-bellied toad) is the source of this 6978-nucleotide messenger RNA. It is a transcript of the gene IL16, whose product is annotated as interleukin 16. The coding region runs from base 174 to 4517 and encodes 1447 amino acids. NCBI's taxonomy places the organism in Eukaryota, Metazoa, Chordata, Amphibia, Anura, Bombinatoridae. Gene Ontology annotation, molecular function: cytokine activity; CD4 receptor binding. The record is from RefSeq and is a predicted model, not a curated record. Gene Ontology annotation, biological process: leukocyte chemotaxis; induction of positive chemotaxis. The transcript is spliced from 22 exons.